This is a messenger RNA of Triplophysa dalaica, 2736 nucleotides long. It is a transcript of the gene smtnl2, whose product is annotated as smoothelin, like. Bases 466 to 1971 code for a protein of 501 amino acids. Gene Ontology annotation, cellular component: microtubule organizing center; filamentous actin. NCBI's taxonomy places the organism in Eukaryota, Metazoa, Chordata, Actinopteri, Cypriniformes, Nemacheilidae. Gene Ontology annotation, molecular function: protein binding. The record is from RefSeq and is a predicted model, not a curated record. Gene Ontology annotation, biological process: actin cytoskeleton organization. The transcript is spliced from 11 exons.
GUUUCCAUAGCGUUAACGGACAACACUCUUUUUCGUGACCCCACCACCUGUAAUCCUCCAAACUCAAAAAACAAAACGUGUGUCUGUUUUUAUGUGAUAUGGGACAUGACAGCUCCAGUGAGACUAUAAGACAGUCAGCGAUCUGCUGCUACAGUAACACGAUCGCUGGCCUUUAUCUGACAGAUAAACCGCCGGGAGUUGUAGGAGUUUUACGUGACUGUGAGAGAUCUACUUAGUACUUUAAAGGACGCCGGGCGAAGCUGUAACAUUCAUACUCAGCCGGGAUAUAACGAAAGUUUCGUACUGAAUUCACAGGUCUUUAUGGUAUAGUUCCCUUGGAUUUCUAUGGAUCUGGGACUGUAAACCAUUUUAAAGAGAGACAAACAACAGAGGCAGAUCUUAUUUUGCUGUUGGAUUCUCGGUUAGGGAGAAGAGAAGGUGUUAGUACCUGGACUCAAGGCGGAGAUGGACGCAGGUCCUCUGGCAUCAGUGGCCGAGGGUUCUCCGGAAGGAGAGACGGUGUGUGCUGCUUUGGCCCGCUACGAAAACACAUUACGGGAUGCCGUGCGCGAGAUCCACAUGGACGUCAGCGCUUUCAAGCUGGGCAUUGAGCGGAGGUUGGAAGAGGCCAUUCAUAUGAGUGGACCUUUGGGUCGAGCCGUGGCCCAAUUGCAGCAAGAGAACCGGCAGCUCAGGGGCCAACUUGAGGCCCUCACUCGGCAGGUAGAGAUGCUGACUGGUUCGGUGUGUGAUAGAAGUCCCCUUCUUAGCGGAGAAUCACCUCCACCGCAGAUCAAUAGCAACACCGCAGGGCGCCAAUCUCCACCUUCUCUAAGCGGCACCGUGGCACCCAUUGCGACAGCCCUGACUGGCUCUGCGAGUGGAUCUGCCUCCAGCCCCAGCGCCACACGCUUCUCCAGCAGAGCCACCUUUGCAGUUACCAGCAAAACUAAUAGCAUUGAGAGGGACGAACCAAUUGACGUGGAUCCAGCACCCGCUACCCAAGGGUUGGAGAAUGGACAUUUGCCUUCAGCAGAGAACUCCACUGUGCCUUUAAGGGAAAACUCACCGGCCAAUGGUGUGUCACAAGAACACACAGCACCUGUACCUAUGGCAUUGCCACACUUGCCCAUCACAGCAACUACCAAAGUAGCUGAUUCUCCAGUUAUGAAGAGUCCAGAAUCCCCUGGUAGCCCGAUGCAAGCAAUGCCUUCGCCUAUAACAGAUUCAAUAACAAACAGUCAGCCGCUCACCAGUAAUAACCAGCCACAACCUGAAUCAACUGUUCAUGCAGUAUCAUCUAUAAAAACAUGGGCUCCAACUCCUGCUAGGACUAUGGGUUCUCCAAGGCUUACUGAGAAUCCGUCUUCUGCUCCGGCAAAGUCAGUGACUUACUCUGGGCUGUACCCACACAAUACAGAAAGGAAUGUGGAUAUGGCCGGAGAUUUAGCCUUUGGUAGAGGUAUUGAACGCAGACGGGAGCUCUUUAGGUCACAAACUCUACCUCGAAACAUUGGAGCCCAAGCACGCAGGUCCAUUUUCGAGAGGCUGGAUUCUGAGAACAACAAUCGUCCCAAGCCUGUUGAUUCCAAGCCAAAGCUUAAACGAUCUCAGAGUUUUGGAGUGUCCAGUGCCAGCAGUAUCAAGCAGAUUCUUUUGGAGUGGUGCCGGUCCAAGACCAUUGGGUACCAGAAUAUCGACAUUCAGAACUUCUCAAGCAGUUGGAGCGACGGCAUGGCAUUCUGCGCUCUGGUCCACUCAUUCUUCCCCACAGAGUUUGACUACAAUGUGCUGUCCCCCGCUGAGCGCAAACAUAACUUCGAGUUGGCAUUCAGCACUGCAGAGAAGAAAGCUGGCUGUGAUAGACUCAUUGAAGUGGAGGACAUGAUGGUGAUGGGAAGAAAGCCAGACCCCAUGUGUGUUUUUACCUACGUCCAAUCUCUAUAUAACCACUUGCGCAAAUUUGAAUGAGGUCUCAGCCGAUUCAGUCCUGGCUGACAAUGCUGCACUGCCCACUGCUGGACAAAAUUGAACUCUGAGACAAUAACCAUAGUUUGGGGUUGCAAAAUGUCCAUAGGAAUCAAUGUUGUUAGUCUAGCAUCUAUUUUUGCUUUAUUUCAUCAACUAUUUAUAGAGUUGAGUUAGACUCACAUGAGGCUGUAUCCCUGCCAUUCUUCAAUCAAUCGACACUUGGUACGCAUCAUCGAGACCUGGUCCAUGCAAUAUUUUGGAACAGCUUUACCUAUGGGUCACAAGUUUUGAAAAGUUUCAUAAUUUUUGAAAUGUUUAUCAGAAAAGCUUGAUCUCUGUGUUAACGGAUUCCUUGAGUCAUACAGAAUCUCAUGAUUAUGAUUUUACCAGGAGUAAAAAUUUUACCAUAUCGGCACAAAAUCUGUCAUACGUUUUUACAUAAACUUUUAUACAUUUUUCUGAAAUUAAUUUUCUCACAAGCUUUAUUUUCUCUGGUUUGAGCCGAUUCCAUUGAUGUCUGAUUUGUCAUUUCAGCAUUCUGUUCAUGUUAUUUUAAAACUUAUGAAAAACAGUUUUCUUGUUACACCUAUUACAAAUUUGGUCACAUUUUUCCAAACUUGGCUCAUAUUAUCUUUAGACUGAGCCACACAGAAAUUACUGAGUAUUUUUUUUAUAUUUGCUGCCAUAUUCAUGAAAUACCUCUCUAAAUUGACCGUGCUUUCACUUUCUUAUAAUAAAGUAAUCUGAUGGUAUAUAAUGUGGUGA